AGUCUUUUGAGCAGUGCAUGGUGGUGUAUUUCGAGUGGUUUUCAAAGGAAGGAGGAAUAUUUGUCGCAUGAUACCUGACCCAGUGAAGUGAGGGAUUAUGGGACACCACUCCUCUGACAGCUAGGAGGACAGCGGUAGCAGGAGGAAGAAGAAGGAAAAUCACAGAAGGCGCUCCUCUUCCUCCAGCUCCUCCGGCAGCCGGGUGACCAGCCGCAGAAAGAGGUCCAGCAGACGCUCCAGAGACAAAGACCGAGACAUGAGACGCAGGCGGCGGUCCAACAGCAGCUCGUCCCGCAGGAGGAGGGAGCGGAGAUGGAGACCGAGGCAGGACCAACCGCUCCCAUAGGACACGCAGCCGCACCCGCAGGUCUCGUGAGCAGCGGCCGGUCCAGCCGCAAGAAGAGCCACAGCCGAGACCGCAGCCGGCUGAAGGGCCACGACAAAGACAAGGAGAAGGAGAAGGACAACACCUGCAGAACAGGCCAAGGCUCGACUCCAGCUGGUGCUGCAGCUAUAACAGAUGAGGUACUGAAGGCCAAGAAGAGGAAGGACGAGGAGGCCAAGAAGAUGAAGAGGGGACGUCGCUGGCGRAUCAAGUGCGAAGGAUAAAGGACAUUGAGGCCAUUGAGAGCGAAUCCUUUGUUCCCCAGGCUUUCAAAUCAUCCCGAGACAGUGUCAAGACAGAGUCAGUGAAAGUCGAGCAGGAACCUGACGACCCACCUCUGCUCCUUCCAGACAUCAGCUCUCUACCUACUACAAUCCGCUACAACGACAGCGACACGCUAGCACACCCCAGGUUGUUCCUGGACAAGGAGAAGGCCGAGGAGCUUUGGCUCAACAGGCUGAUGUCCCUACGCCAGGAGAGGCUCAUGGGUACUCCUGUGCCCUGAUUGGACGAGCUCUAAUUAGUCUAUCCUUGUCAGGCCACACCGUCAGGAACAACCCCCUGUCCCUAAACAUAAAUCUUUAUACAUUUUUAUUUAAUCCCUCAUCCACUGGACUUCCCUCAGACUUUUUGUCAAGAAACUACAAUGCUCCUCUCUUUAAGAAGAUUUGUAUUUUGUAAUUUUAAAAGAUUUUUUUAUUUUAUUUUAUUUUUUAAUAAUUUAAAAUU
Molecule: messenger RNA, 1114 nt
Organism: Salvelinus sp. IW2-2015
Lineage: Eukaryota; Metazoa; Chordata; Actinopteri; Salmoniformes; Salmonidae
Source: RefSeq, a predicted model, not a curated record